Molecule: messenger RNA, 627 nt
Organism: Parastagonospora nodorum SN15
Lineage: Eukaryota; Fungi; Ascomycota; Dothideomycetes; Pleosporales; Phaeosphaeriaceae
Exons: 1
Coding region: 1-627 (208 amino acids)
Source: RefSeq, a predicted model, not a curated record
AUGAUGAAAUCUUCGGUCUUUCUGUCAUUCAUCCUACUCACGAGCACCACACUCGCCCAAAAUGGCACGAACCUAUUUUGGCCAAAGCUCCACUUCGGCCUUCUCGAAUGCGACAACGGUCUUGAGGGAUAUGGCUGGCCCGAUCCGAACCACGAAGGUCGAGUAUCAUGGAACCUAGUAGGAAUGUUCCCCAACGGCAAUCCUCGUCCAACAGACCUGAACCGCACCUACAUCUACACUCUACCGCAGGGCGGAUAUCCAUACCACAAAUAUGAGGGCUGGAACUCGAGUGCAUUCUUCUGGGCUGAUCCGGACCAGUUGAAGGAUUACCCACGGGGCUGGUUGGACAUUACGAUCCCUGCUUCGGCAAAGGGCAUGAAGACAGAGAUCCAGGCUGGCACAAUUGGAUUUGAGGGAGUGGAGUUCAAUUGUCGGAGAGAAAACACCCAAUUGUUCAUGGGAGGCGGUGUGGAAUGUCGGGCUUCAAAUCGCGAAUUUUGCGCUGGGUAUACUUAUUGUCAACUGAGGUACCUUUGCAGGAGGGAGAAGUGGCCGGCGGACAAGGGCUGUGUUGGCUCGCAAGCGAACUUUUGUUAUCCGAGCUGGGAUUUCCCAGGCUCGUCAUGA